Paramecium octaurelia is the source of this 2236-nucleotide messenger RNA. Lineage: Eukaryota; Ciliophora; Oligohymenophorea; Peniculida; Parameciidae. The record is from the annotation of a GenBank genome assembly.
AUGAGAUCUCAUAAUGAAGAUGGUAACUAUUAGUCUAUAAUUAGUACUACACAAACUAGAUUUCGAGAAAAUUAUUAAAAAUCCUCCUAAAACCAAUAUUGAAGAAUGCUUAAAUCCUCCCUCUUUAGAUGAUAGCUCUUCGUUAGUUAAAUCAAACUUAUUCGAUCUUAACUUGAAAGAAAUUACGUAAUAAUAAUAAAUUAAUCAAUUCCUCAUUGAGAAUUGCGAGAAAUGGAUAGAAACUUAAGAAUCCACUUAAUAGCCAGCAUCGCUUAAAUAAAAAUAUAUCAAAGAAAAAUUUUCACCGUUUUCUCAACUUAUUAAGAUUCUCGUUUUUCUUAAAUAUCUGAUAGAUUUUUUUAGCAUUUUACUCAAUAUUUUUUGCGGAUUAUGUAUCCCUCUUCUUAAUCUCAUUGAAGACUAUGAAAAUAUUAGAAUUACACUGUAUUUCCUAAUAGCUUUUCAUUUUUUCACCAUAAUAAUUUAAAAUCAAUUCUCCUACUUAUAACUUAUCAAAACAAAACGAUCACUUUGUGAAUAAAAAUUCUGUUUUUUAAAUGAAAUUACUCUAAAAAAUAUAGCAGUUAUAAUUUUGAUAUUAAUUUACCUUAUAGAAAAAGUCGAUUUGGUGCUUGAAAUAAUUUCACUGUAUUAUUUUAAUUAGGCAUAUAAUAUGAUUGAAAUAUUUACUAUUUUGUUAAUUAUUUAGAGAAGUAAAUUAUGAAUAUUAAAUAGAUUAGAAAAAUGUUAUAAAACACUGAGUAUUUAGAAAGCAAUCGUUUAUUAUAUUUACUUUCUACAUCUAUUUUCAAGUUUUUUUCAAAAAUCUAAAUGCGACGGGAACUUUUUACUUAAAUAUCAAUAGUCCUUAAAUAUCAACAUUAACUUUUUGACCUUCUAAUCUAAUUAUGAUCUCUAAGAUUCUACAUAGAAUUUCGAUGUGAUAGUUAAUUAGUUAAUGGCGCUACUGUUAAUGUUUUAUGCAAUAAAUAAUUUAAUUUCGAUUAAAUCUAAUCAAGGUUAUAUUCAAAAUUAAAUUAAAUUUGAUGUUCAUGUAUUACAAUAUUACUUUUGGCACCAUAAAGGAUAAAUCUUAAAAAAAUUGCAACGUUACUCAUAAAUUUCGAAUAGAGAAAUUAAGAAGGCAUAAGUAUUUCAUUAUUUUAAUAUAAGUUGCCACAAUAAGCAAUAAUUAAUAAAAUAUAUUUUUAAAUUUUGAAAGAUAAUUUAAAGGUCUUAGCAUUAUUUUCAAAAUAAUUUAAGAUAAGUUUGUCUUAGAAAGUGCAAUCAAUUCGAAGAAACAAAGAGAAACCAAUAGAGGGUAAAAAUGGAUUGUAUCUCAUUUUGAAAGGGAAAGGAUACUAGAAUCUCAGAACAAAAUUUAAAUGCUAACAAUAAAUAGAAUCAAAAUAACCCUUAUUUGGGCUAAUUAAUUGCUUCUAGAAGAACAUUUCUGAUGUUGAAUUAGAAUUGGACGAUCAUUUUUUAUUGCUCUAUAUCAAACAAGAAGACUUUUAAUCAAGUCUAUCACUUAAUUAAGAUAUUGUAUAAUAUUCAAAUAAGGUUAGGAAUCGUUUCAUCUGAUAAAAAAUAAAAUCAUUUUUGAAGGAGAGACAAGUCUAUUAGAUUAUAGAUGUUUGAUCUGUAAUCAAUAUCAUUUAGAAAGAAGAUGUAAAGUUCUAAAAUUAGAAGUGGAUCCUAGAGUGCUUAAUGAACAAAAUAUUCGAAUGAAUUUUAAGAAGAGAUUGAUGAAGAAAAGACAAAAAGCCUUUAAGACAUAUGUAAAAUUCAAUUUGAAUAGCAUUUUAGGCGAUUCACAAAUAGAAUAAAGAUACCAUAGAUUGGAGUGAGAGCAGUGUGAAUGAUAGUUGUGAGUAAUUUGAAAUACAUCCUGAAGAUGGUAGCACAAGUCAAAAAGUUACAGAUAAAAUGUGUAAUUCUAUUACAAGUAAAGGAAAUGUACAAUUUUCUGUUAUUUAAAAAGGAUGGAUUUGCAGAUUUUAAUAAACUUUAUGAAAAAUUUAGGAAUAACCAUACAUAACAAUAGGCGUCUAUUCACUCAAGUUAAUAUAUCGGAGAAAUGAUUCGUUCUGAUUUUCGAAGCAUUCCUUUACAAUCCUCUUAAUAUAAAUUCUAAGAUAUAUAAACUGUUGAUGACAUUGAUUGUCUUAAAGAGUAUACAUAUUUUUAUCCAGAAUUCAAUAUCGGCUAUAUCAUAUCGCUUUUUGAAAAUUGA